AUGGAUAAAUAUCGUGCGGACAUCGCCUGUCUACAAGAGACCAAACAAAAAUCUGGAAUGGACCUAACCUAUGGAAAUUACCGAAUGAUCUUUUUACUCUCCGACUGCAGACACUAUGGACAAGGUUCUGUGAUUCACAAGAGGCUCGGUGUCAAACGCUGGUGGAGAAUUACAGAUAGGAUUUCAGCAAUCCAAGUACAAAUCGGCGGUAAAGGCAGGCCUAAUGCAGUCGCAACGGUCAUUAACGUAUACGCCCCGCAUAGUGCCAGAAUCGUCAACGCUCCUGAAGAAAUCGAUGAAUUCUAUGAGGUACUGACCCGGACAUACCUAUCCUUACAAUCGUCUACCCUCCUGCUCGUCGUCGGCGACUGGAACGCCAAGGCUGGCAUCCGUCGAGGCACUGAAACUUUUAUUGGACGGCACGGAAGAGGAUAUAGAAACCUCCCAGGAGCCCUAUUGGCUAAUUUCUGUAAAACACUCGGGCUAUUCCUAUGCAACACGGCCUUUGAUCACCCUGCUCGGCACAAGUCUACCUGGACUGGCAGGAGACGUGGUGAAGACGGGAACUAUGUGCCGAUCUACAACCAAAUUGACUACAUUGUGUGUCGCCAAAGAGACACAUGGGUUCUACAAGACUCUCGUUCUUAUGGGGGCUCGGUCGUUGACAGUGACCACAAGAUAGUCAUCGGCAGAUUCAAUCUGAAGAAAUUAUAUGUGCUGGACAAAACAAAUCGUCAAUUCCCUCAUAAAUCGGACAGAUACUUGACAGAAAAACUGGCUUCCUCACUAUCGACUCGAAACCUCUAUAAAUCAUCCAUCGAUGAAUCCCUUAAAAACAUGGAAUCUGAACUUAUGCCUUCAGCCGCUUGGAAGGUAAUGUCAGCCAACAUUCACUCGGCGGCAAAUAAAUAUGUUGGAAAGCAGCCAAAAAUACGCACUCUAUCGGGCUGUGUCACCCGGAUGCUCUUGCCUUGUCAGUUGUGCAAAAGGAGCUUAAGCUGA
Messenger RNA from Octopus sinensis (East Asian common octopus), 1002 nucleotides. Its product is annotated as craniofacial development protein 2-like. Bases 1 to 1002 code for a protein of 333 amino acids. Gene Ontology annotation, molecular function: catalytic activity. The transcript has a single exon. Lineage: Eukaryota; Metazoa; Mollusca; Cephalopoda; Octopoda; Octopodidae. The record is from RefSeq and is a predicted model, not a curated record.